CCUCUCUCUUCCUCUCCCUGAAUUUUCUCCUCUCCUCUCAGGUCAGUCCAUGGUAUUCCGCUCCCCCCUAGACCUCUAUUCCUCCCACUUCUUGUUGCCAAACUUCGCCGAUUCUCACUGCUCCCUACUUCUGGCGAGUAGCCGCGGCCGGAGCGGUGCGGGCGGCGGCGGCGGCGGCGGNGGCGGCGGCGGCGGCGGGAACCGUGCGGGAGGCGGAGGUGCUGGCGGAGCAGGCGGCGGCGGCGGCGGCGGCGGCUCCAAGGCCCCCCCGGAAGAGUUGUCCAUGUUCCAGCUGCCCACCCUCAACUUCUCGCCGGAGCAGGUGGCCAGCGUCUGCGAGACGCUGGAGGAGACGGGCGACAUCGAGCGGCUGGGCCGCUUCCUCUGGUCGCUGCCCGUGGCCCCCGGGGCGUGCGAGGCCAUCAACAAACAUGAGUCGAUCCUGCGCGCGCGCGCCGUGGUUGCCUUCCACACCGGCAACUUCCGCGACCUGUACCACAUCCUGGAGAACCACAAGUUCACCAAGGAGUCUCACGGCAAGCUGCAGGCCAUGUGGCUCGAGGCGCAUUACCAGGAGGCCGAGAAGCUGCGUGGCCGCCCACUCGGCCCGGUGGACAAGUACCGCGUGCGCAAGAAGUUCCCGCUGCCGCGCACCAUCUGGGACGGCGAACAGAAGACUCAUUGCUUCAAGGAGCGGACUCGGAGCCUGCUGCGGGAGUGGUACCUGCAGGACCCCUACCCCAACCCCAGCAAGAAACGCGAACUGGCGCAGGCCACCGGCCUCACUCCCACACAAGUAGGCAACUGGUUUAAGAACCGGCGGCAGCGCGAUCGCGCCGCAGCAGCCAAGAACAGGCUCCAGCACCAGGCCAUCGGACCGAGCGGCAUGCGCUCGCUGACCGAGCCCGGCUGCCCCACGCACGGCUCGGCAGAGUCGCCGUCCACGGCGGCCAGCCCGACCACCAGUGUGUCCAGCCUGACGGAGCGCGCGGACACCGGCACCUCCAUCCUCUCGGUAACCUCCAGCGAUUCGGAGUGUGAUGUAUGAUAGCCAAGGCCGCCCUCCUCCCCCUCCUUCUCCUCCUCCCUCUCCGGCUUCCCCUCCUCCUCCUAGCCCUCCUCCUCUUCCUCCUCUUCUACUCCAUCCCUAGAACAAACCGAAAUCAGGAUACACAAUCAUAAACACACGAGUCCACACACACUCCCACCCCAGCCAAAUAUAUAUAUAUAUAUAAGCCAAGAAAAAUAACAAAUUAACCGCAAACCAUCAACAAUCCCCCAUCAUCUACCACCAAGGCCACCCCAAAGGACCUCGACCCGCCUACAGACAGUCACAAACGCUGAUGUUGUGGACAGAAAACAUAAAGGAGGUGACAACUGAAUACUUUCUAGGACAAGCACAGCUUCUCCUUCUGGUUGCCACGGACCGGGCACCCCACCUGCAUGACGAUUUAUUUGUAUCUGGGAAAAUAUUCUCUCUAGUUUCAAAUGAUUUAAAGAGUUCGACUAUACAAAAACAAAACAAAACAAAAACAAAAAAACAAACAAAAAACCACCACGAUGACAAGACGACAAAAGCAAAACAGACAAAAGGAAAAAAAAAUCUCCGCCAUCUCCUUUUGGAAUUUGUUUAAAAAAGAAAGAAAAACUCCUCGAGAGAAAUAGCAGAUGUUUCUUGCCUUUUGUUGCUCUCUCUUUUUUCUUCUCUAGCUCUUCCUUCCCCCUUCUCUUCUGUUUUUUAAGUCCAAGUAUUGGUCAAACAAGAUGCAAUCCUCUGUUUUUUGUUCAGCAGACAAUCAUUUUAUUCGUAAAGCACCUUUCCCUCUCCACUGUCACUGCCUGUGUGGGUACUGGUUAUAAAUGUGGAAAAAGAAUAGUUAUGACUGUAACAGAUUUUUAUUUUUAUUUCAAAAUUUUAUAUGAAUUAUGUAUAUCUUAAUGAUUGGUCAUUUUCCCAGUUUGUAAUAUAUGUGUAGAAAUUGCCUGUAUAUAUUGCUUUUUCUCCUCUCCCUUUCUCUGUCUCUCUCCUCUCUCCUCUCUCCCUCCCUGCUGACCUCUUUCCUUUUGGGGGUUCUUUCUCCCACUCGGGGUUCCCUGCCGACUUGGGAGUCGAGACUGGCAAGGUGGCCAGGGUUUGGAAGAGAGAGGGACCCCGUCGCUAGCAAAAGCGGAGAGUGAGACCGUAGUAUUCUUAUGCAAAAGCUAUUCAAGUAUUUCCUAGCUGCUUUGGAGGUGUCGCUCACUCCCGUAGGGCGCUUUUACUGUUAUCUUAACUGUGUGUUUAUCUAUAUGUAAAAACUUUCUAAAGCAAAUACAGUAUUCUCCAUUU
Nannospalax galili (Upper Galilee mountains blind mole rat) is the source of this 2329-nucleotide messenger RNA. RefSeq names its product SIX homeobox 3 (gene Six3). The record is from RefSeq and is a predicted model, not a curated record. The transcript has 3 exons. Gene Ontology annotation, biological process: eye development; regulation of transcription by RNA polymerase II; brain development. Bases 50 to 1048 code for a protein of 332 amino acids. Gene Ontology annotation, cellular component: transcription regulator complex; nucleus. Gene Ontology annotation, molecular function: RNA polymerase II cis-regulatory region sequence-specific DNA binding; DNA-binding transcription factor activity, RNA polymerase II-specific. NCBI's taxonomy places the organism in Eukaryota, Metazoa, Chordata, Mammalia, Rodentia, Spalacidae.